AUGAAUUCUUCCUUUUUCAUAAAUCUAAAUCCACCACAUAGCAGUAACUCUACUUCUGCCACUAGUUCAAACACUAACGAGACAUACAUUACUCCUCCCGCUAAUACGAAAAGUACGCCACCAUCACCAUCACCACAACAACCAAUUAUCCGGCCAAAAUCGGCAUUGAAAAAAAAAACGUCUUUAUCUGAUUCAAACAAGUGUAUCUGUGAUUUAGGGAACUCUAGAAAUGUAUUGUUUACCAGAGAAAACAUGGCUAAACGGAAGUCACCACCAAAAUCAUCAAAAUUAUCUCAAGCGUUAAAAAAGAAACAAAGUCAAUUAUCUUCAAUUGAAACAUCAAAUUCUGAUAUUUUAACUAGUACAAAAAGUAUUAUUACCAGUACUUUAUUGGAUAAUGAAAAAAAGGUAAAAUUAUCGCAAAUUCAAUACAACAGUGAAUCUGAAUCGGAUGAAUUAAGUGGCGAUGAAAAUUUUAAUAAUUUUCAAGCUCGUUUAAAAUCCAGUAGCACUGAUAGAUUGGUUCCUGUAAAUCAAAAUAUUCAAUCUAUGCAAGAAAGCCAUUCUAAUGUUAAUAACAUAAAAAAUAAUUCAAAACACCGUUAUGAUAUCACUGCAAAUAAAAAUUAUAGUUAUGAAAAUAGAAAUAAUGAUGCUAAACAAGAAAAAGAAAAAAAAGAGGAAGAAGGAGAUGAUGAUGAAGAAGAAGAAGAAGAAGAAGAAGACCUAGAACCUGUUGAUGAAAAAACUGAAGAGAAUAUCAAAGAAUAUAAACCAGGUGGCUAUCACCCAGCUUUUAUCGGAGAAUAUUAUAAGAAAAAUCGCUACAUUUUGGAACGUAAGUUGGGUUGGGGCCAUUUCAGCACAGUUUGGUUAGCUAAAGAUACCUUUAAAAAUACACACGUGGCAAUGAAAAUUGUCCGUAGCAAUAAUUUAUUCAGUGAAGCUGCUGCAGAUGAAAUUGAUUUAUUAAAAUCUGUUGCAGAAACUAAUUUGGAAAUUAUUAAAAUGGAUGGUAAAUCGCAUCCUGGAGCCAAGCAUGUCAUGUGCCUACUAGACUCUUUUACACAUAGUGGUAUAAAUGGCGAACAUAUCUGUAUGGUUUUUGAAGUGUUGGGGGAGAAUCUUUUAUCAUUAAUUAAGAAAUAUAAGCACAAUGGUAUUCCUAUUAUUUAUGUUAAACAAAUAGCCAAACAAUUAUUGUUAGCUUUGGAUUAUUUGCAUAGAGAAUGUGGCAUUAUUCACACCGAUAUAAAACCAGAAAACGUGUUAAUGGAAAUUGGCGAUGUAGAAGAGAUUGUUAGGAUGGUUGAAUUGCAAGAUAAAGAAAGGAAACAGCAGAGACGAGCCAACAAGCAUCCAAUUAUUUCAGAUAUUAAUAGUUGUGCAGUGAAAGAUGUAGAAAAUAACAAUAUUAAUCAUGAACAUUCGUCAUCAUUAAAAAAACCCCAACAAAUGAUUCCCAUCGGUAGAAGGCCAAGAAGGAAAACUAUUUUAACAAGCUCGCAACCUCUACCAUCACCUUUGUCCAGUGCAAACUUUCAGGAAAUGAAACAAAAGUUUUUAGGUUCCGUUAAGCCAUCAACAUCCUCAUCACUACUGGAUAAUAGUAAUAAUAACAAUAAUAAUAAUAGUAUCAGUAGUGUUAAUCAUUGUAACCAGGGCACUAAUGAGGAUAAUGACAAUAAUACGAACUAUAUUCUGAAUGCUACUACUACUACUAUUAGUAACAAUCAUAAUAGUAAUAGGGGUAACCAGGAUAGCACCAGCCGUAAUGAUAUUUUUAAUACAAAAAAUGGUGAUACUAGCACCACUAAGGACAGUAUUAACAGUAAUAUGGCUGCUGCUUCCGCUACUAGUAAUAAUACACAAUCUACCAACAAUUGUAACAAUAGAAAUGUCACUUACAACACUUUCUGUGAGAGAACUAACAAGGUUGAUGUUACCAGUAAGAAUAAUAACGAGAUAACCAAAGAAAAAAAUUCACAACAACAAAAUGACUUGGUUGAAUCACUCUCUAGUGUUGAUUUGAACGGUACACCUGACCCUUUAAACAAGAUUGGCAAUAUGGCUAGACAAAAAACAAGGAACGAUAAUAGCGUUUCCGAAUUGAACAAUAGCCAUUUGAUCAGUGUUAAAAUUGCAGACAUGGGUAAUGGAUGUUGGGUUGAUCAACACUUCACCAAUUCAAUCCAAACAAGAGAAUACAGGUCACCAGAAGCCAUCAUCGGUUACCAAUGGGGGUGUGCUUGCGACGUGUGGUCUGUUGCCUGUAUGAUUUUUGAACUAUUAACCGGCGAUUUACUUUUCGAACCUUUAUCAGGGGCCAAUUAUAGGAAAGAUGAUGAUCAUGUUGCCCAAAUCAUGGAACUAAUUGGUGAUUUCCCCGAGGACAUGAGGAAAAACGGUAAAUAUUCGAAGAGCAUUUUCACCAGAGAUGGAUCGCUAAGGCAUAUUGAAAAACUUAAUUUUUGGCCUCUUUAUAACGUUUUUAUUGAAAAGUAUCAUUACAGCGAAAGGGAAGCUAAAGAAAUCAGCGAUUUUUUAAACCCAAUGUUAAUUAUUGAUCCAAAACUAAGGGCUGAUGCUGGCGGUAUGGUUAACCAUCCAUGGUUAAAAGAUGCGUUGGGAAUGGAAAAUAGUAUUUUGAAGGAUAGAAACUUGUAUGGCACCGGAGAAGAUAUUCCAGGCUGGGCUUGUCAAUGCAACAAGUUUUAA
Messenger RNA from Saccharomycodes ludwigii, 2718 nucleotides. It is a transcript of the gene SKY1, whose product is annotated as serine/threonine protein kinase SKY1. The record is from RefSeq and is a predicted model, not a curated record. Gene Ontology annotation, molecular function: ATP binding; protein kinase activity. Lineage: Eukaryota; Fungi; Ascomycota; Saccharomycetes; Saccharomycodales; Saccharomycodaceae. Gene Ontology annotation, biological process: protein phosphorylation; regulation of mRNA processing; spliceosomal complex assembly. The transcript has a single exon. Bases 1 to 2718 code for a protein of 905 amino acids.